Messenger RNA from Nymphaea colorata (pocket water lily), 3628 nucleotides. RefSeq names its product ADP-ribosylation factor GTPase-activating protein AGD3. Lineage: Eukaryota; Viridiplantae; Streptophyta; Magnoliopsida; Nymphaeales; Nymphaeaceae. Gene Ontology annotation, molecular function: protein binding; GTPase activator activity. Bases 487 to 3078 code for a protein of 863 amino acids. The record is from RefSeq and is a predicted model, not a curated record. The transcript has 19 exons. Gene Ontology annotation, cellular component: cytoplasm.
CGCUCCCCCGCUGUCUCUUCUCUCUCUCUCUGUCUCUCUCUUACCCGGCGACUCGAUCAACGCACUUUCGCCAUUUCCGACGGUCCGCUUCUUCUCCGGACAAGAAAGAAGAACAAGAACCCUAAUCCAUAAAAAAAAAUCGCGAAAUCUAAUCGACCGUACGAUUUCCGGCGAUCUAGGGUUCGCUGGAACCGGGAAACGGGACUCCCUUAUCGUGGAUGGUCACUCGACUCGGCGGAACUCGUCGGAGAAACGAACGUAGCUUUGGUGUGAGCGGAACCUGGAUCUGAAUCAGCGCGUCUGGAGCUCCGGCUGCCCAUUUUGAAGGAGAUCUCGUGAGUUUUAAGAGAGUCCGGGAGCGGUUUAGCCUGGGCUGGCUUUCGGGAUGCAUCGAUGGGUGGCUUAGGGGGGGAGGAGGGAGGGAUCGAGGUGGCACUGUGAUGUUGAUAAGGGUUUGCUGCCGGGAAGACGGGAGAUCGGGCCGUCAUGACGCAUUUCACGAAGCUCGACGAUUCUCCGAUGUUCCGGAAGCAGAUUCAGCUGAUGGAAGAAGGUGCAGAGUCCUUGAGGGAAAGAAGUCUGAAAUUUUAUAAGGGAUGUCGCAAGUAUACUGAGGGGCUUGGUGAAGGAUACGAUGGGGACAUUGCUUUUGCAAGUGCUCUUGAGAUGUUUGGAGGAGGCCACAACGAUCCCAUCAGUGUUGCUUUUGGAGGUCCUGUUAUGACCAAAUUUACCAUUGCAUUGAGAGAGAUUGGCACCUAUAAAGAAGUCCUUCGUUCCCAGGUUGAGCAUAUGCUAAAUGAUAGGUUACUCCAAUUUGUCAACAUUGACCUGCAGGAUGUUAAGGAAGCACGUAAGCGCUUUGAUAAAGCCAGCCUUAUUUAUGAUCAGGCUCGAGAGAAGUUUUUGUCAUUGAGGAAGAGUACCAAGUUGGACAUUGUUGCUGUUUCUGAGGAGGAGCUUCACAAUGCAAGGGCUUCUUUUGAGCAAGCUCGCUUCAAUCUAGUAACUGCUCUAUCAAAUGUGGAAGCAAAGAAAAGGUUUGAGUUCUUGGAGGCUGUCAGUGGCACUAUGGACGCUCAUCUUCGUUAUUUUAAGCAAGGCUAUGAGUUGUUACAUCAAAUGGAACCUUACAUCCACCAGGUGUUGACUUAUGCACAACAAUCGAGGGAAAGAUCCAACUAUGAUCAGGCUGUGCUUGCAGAGAAAAUGCAAGAAUAUAAAAGGCAAAUAGAUCGUGAAAGUAGGUGGUGCUCCAAUGGGGCUCAUGGGUCUCCUAAUGGGGAUGGAAUACAGGCCAUUGGCAGAAGUUCACACAAGAUGAUAGAGGCUGUCAUGCAAUCGGCCGCAAAGGGAAAGGUUCAAACUAUCCGACAAGGUUAUCUUUCAAAACGUUCCUCAAAUCUGAGGGGUGACUGGAAGAGGAGGUUCUUUGUUCUUGACAGCCGAGGAAUGCUGUAUUAUUAUCGUAAGCAGUAUUCCAGGACAUCUGCGAGUGGAAGCCAACAUUCAAGCCAGAGGGGUCAUGGUUCCUCAGAGCAUGGGUCUGGAUUGUUGAGCAGAUGGCUUUCUUCACAUUACCAUGGUGGGGUUCAUGAUGAGAAAUCCGCUGCACGUCACACUGUUAAUCUUCUCACUUCCACAAUUAAGGUUGAUGCAGAACAGUCAGAUCUUCGCUUUUGCUUUAGGAUAAUUUCACCAACGAAGAACUACACACUGCAGGCGGAAAGUGCACUUGAUCAAAUGGAUUGGAUUGAAAAAAUAACUGGAGUAAUUGCAUCCUUGCUGAGUUUUCAAUCACCUGAGCUGAGGCUUCCUUCUAGUCCAAUGAGCAGUGGUCAUCAACGUACUGCCAGUGAAAGUAGUUCACUUGGAAGCUCUUCAGACAUAGAUCAUGCAAUAACUGAGGAGUACACUUCAGAAAGAAACUUGAUAACAGGAAAUCAUGAACGUUCUGGUAGAAGCAUGCAACAACACCGGUCGAGCGUAAAACAUGAAAAGCCAAUUGAGGUGCUAAGAAGAGUUGAUGGUAAUGACAAAUGUGCAGAUUGUGGUGCUUCAGAGCCUGAUUGGGCAUCUUUAAAUCUUGGGAUUCUCCUUUGUAUUGAAUGCUCUGGUGUUCAUCGUAAUCUUGGUGUACAUAUAUCAAAGGUGAGGUCUUUGACACUUGAUGUGAAGGUGUGGGAACCUUCUGUAAUUAACUUAUUCCAGUCACUUGGCAAUGCAUUUGCAAACUCAGUGUGGGAGGUCCAGUUGGAGUGCAUAAAUAGGUCUAACACUGAUGGCACCCAUGUUAGUUCCAGUAGAUCUGAGAAAAAGCACCAUCUUAUGAGCAAGCCCAAUCCUGGCGAUUCAAUUUCAAUAAAGGAGAAAUUUAUUCAUGCAAAGUAUGCAGAAAAAGCUUUUGUUCAAAAUCAGAGUAGUCAGAAUCUUCUUUCUGUGGCUCAGCAAAUGUGGGACAGUGUUCAUGCUAAUGAAAAACAAGCUGUAUAUCGUUUCAUUGUAGAGUCAGAUGCCAAUGUAAAUGCUGUACGUGGGCAGGCAUCAAUUUGCCCAUCUCUGACUCUAGCAAGAGUUAUGCUUUUGCAUGAGCAACAAACAUUAUCUGCUGACCAUGAUGCUGGCUGCGGGGAGGUGGACUCAACCCAGAAGACAUCAAUACGAUCAUUAUCCCCUGUAAGGCCAAAACUACGAGGGACUUCAUCGUGUCAGUCUGAUUGGGCAUCUGCAGUAAGCAAUUUGAGUUCCAUGAGCACAAAUGAAGACAAUGUUGAGGUAGAUGAGGGGGUUGAUGGUUGUUCUCUCCUCCAUUUGGCAUGCCAGACUGCAGACAUUGGCAUGAUAGAGCUUCUUCUUCAGUAUGGUGCUAAUAUAAAUGCUACUGACUCUAAAGGCCAGACACCUCUCCACCAUUGCGUUCUUAGAGGCAAUAAUAUAGUUGCAAAGUUGUUGAUUUCUAGGGGAGCAAAUACAUUGGCUGUUGAUGUAAAUGGGAAGACUGCUCUUCAAGUUGGUGUGGAUACGGGGACCAUUAAUGACGAAGAACUUUUCAAUGCUUUAUCAGAGGCAAACAGAUAAAACUUGGUGGAGUUGAGGAAAUGGGGUGAUCUGGUGGAUUCACGGGCUCUAUUGAAGAAUGUUCAAGCAUGUAAUGGUGGUUACUGCGUCAAUACAUGCCCUGGCCAGAUAGGCAUUUUGCUCUCUUGUAAGAGCAGUUGCUCGAGGUUAUUGAUCAAGAGAGGCAGAUAAGGAAGAUGGUUUUGCAUGUUUCUUCCACUAUACAUAUCGGAUCUUAGUUAGGAUUAUGCCUCCCCCAUGUCUUGCAGCCUCUCAUGAUUCAGGGUGGUGAUAUGAAGUACGUGACCAUGCACCAUGGGUUCAGUUUGCGUUCGACUGUAUUCAGGCAUGCAUCGCUGCACUUGCCGGUGCUCUUUCCUGAUGUUUGGUUUGGCAAAUGUUUUUAGUGCGGUGGCCUUGGCAAUAUUCUGCAUAUUGAUUGGAAACUGAAUCGCUGUCGAAAUCAUCCUCGACAGGGGAGUAGUUUUGUUGGUAUCCCCUCUUUAAUGUGUAAAUUAACAGUCUCUGUUUGUUACAUCCUCAUCGGUGAUAAAGAAUUUAGCAUUUGUGA